Messenger RNA from Drosophila obscura, 1761 nucleotides. RefSeq names its product cytosolic non-specific dipeptidase (gene Cndp2). Gene Ontology annotation, molecular function: metallodipeptidase activity. Bases 71 to 1507 code for a protein of 478 amino acids. Gene Ontology annotation, biological process: proteolysis. NCBI's taxonomy places the organism in Eukaryota, Metazoa, Arthropoda, Insecta, Diptera, Drosophilidae. The record is from RefSeq and is a predicted model, not a curated record. The transcript is spliced from 6 exons.
ACUGCACAGCUGACUAUUUAAACGCAGCGAAAGUCGUCGGUUCAGUUAAAUAAAUUAAAAAAUUGUCAACAUGUCAGAGCUUCCCAGUGAACUUCAGCAAUUAUUCGCCUUCGUUGAUGGCAAGAAAGGCGAUUACAUAGGCGUACUGAAGACCGCUGUGGGCAUUCAGUCCGUGUCGGCUUGGCCUGAUAAGCGCGGCGAGAUCGAUCGCAUGGUUGACUGGACCGCAGACAAGCUAAAGGCAUUGGGCACAGAAAUCGAGCUUGCGGAUGUGGGUAAGCAGACGCUGCCGAGCGGGCAGAUAAUUCCGUUGCCAAAGGUGCUGCUGGGGACUUUGGGCAAGGACCCCACUAAGAAAACUGUCUUGGUCUAUGGUCACCUUGAUGUGCAGCCUGCCCUUAAGGAGGACGGCUGGGAUACCGAUCCUUUUGUGCUCACAGAGGUCGAUGGGAAGCUGUUUGGCCGCGGGGCAUCCGAUGACAAGGGACCGGUCCUGUGCUGGAUUCAUGCGAUCGAGGCAUACCAGAAGCUGAACAUUCCACUGCCACUUAACGUUAAGUUUGUUUUCGAGGGAAUGGAGGAGAGUGGCAGCGAAGGCCUCGACGAUCUGUUGAUGGAACGCAAAAAUGAUUUCCUUGCUGAUGUUGACUACGUUUGCAUUUCGGACAACUACUGGCUGGGAAAAAAACGCCCUUGCCUCACCUAUGGACUCCGUGGCUUGGCAUAUUUCCAGGUGGAGGUAGAGUGUGCCACAAAGGAUCUGCACAGUGGAGUUUUCGGUGGCACCGUUCAUGAAGCAAUGCCAGAUCUUUGCUACUUGCUCAGCGUACUCGUCGACAAGGACACCAAGAUACUGAUCCCAGGAGUGGAUCGUGACGUGGCACCGCAGCUGAAGAACGAGCAAGAAAUCUACGAGAACAUCGACUUUGAAGUGGCCGAGUAUAAGAAAGACGUUGGUGUGGAGCAGCUACCGCAUAACGGCGACAAAACGAGACUACUUCAGGCCAGAUGGCGGUUUCCCAGCCUGUCCAUUCAUGGAAUCGAAGGUGCUUUUUAUGAACCAGGCGCAAAGACUGUUAUACCCAAGAAGGUCAUUGGCAAGUUCUCCAUUCGCUUAGUUCCCGACCAAGACCCGAAGCACAUUGAGGAGUGCGUUGUAAAGUACAUCAAUGAUAAAUGGGUGGAGCGUGGCUCACCCAACAAGAUGAAGGUCGUGAUGCUGUCGGCUGGCAAGCCCUGGACUGAGGAUCCCAACCAUCCACACUACGAGGCUGCAAAGCGUGCCAUCAAGCAUGUGUUCAACGUGGAACCUGACAUGACACGCGAAGGUGGCUCCAUUCCUGUCACCCUCACAUUGCAGGAAGCGACAGGCAAAAAUGUCAUCCUGGUGCCUGUGGGUGCCUGCGACGACGGUGCUCAUUCUCAAAAUGAAAAGAUCGAUAUUUACAACUACAUUGAAGGGACCAAACUCCUUGGCGCAUAUCUGCACGAAGUGGGAAAGUUGUAGAAGUUGCAUGAUGACCUGCGAGUAUCAACUACAACAGCGAUGUAACAUCACAAUGGUGCACUUACUAUAUAUAUAUAUAUAUACAUACUUAUACAUAUACAUACGUAUUGUCUUUAUGAAUUUAUAUUCUCUUUUGUAUUUACAUAUUAAAUCAUAUCACAUACAUAUGUAUGUAUAUGUACAUACGCACUCGACUAGGCAGAAGAACUUAGUCGAGUGUGUGAUAUAAAUAAACGUAAACGAUAACACUUAAA